AUGACAAACAGUUUUAGUGGCACUGGGAUGCUAAUUGGUCUUAUUACAGUUUCUGUCACUUUAGAUAUAAGUAUACACAAUGGACUGAUGGCCUGGCAUAUCAACAGCAAUGUGACUCUGAACCAGAGCUUAUCUGUGUUGGACCCAUUCAAUGCAUCAGAUGUAGAUGAGGUUUCUUCCUCAUCAAUUGCAGACAAGAACUGGUCUGCACUCUUGACCUUGGUCAUCAUUAUUCUUACUAUUGGAGGAAACAUCCUUGUGAUCAUGGCUGUAUCUCUUGAAAAGAAGCUACAAAAUGCAACCAAUUUUUUCCUAAUGUCUCUGGCUGUUGCAGAUAUGCUGGUGGGCAUCUUAGUAAUGCCAGUUUCGCUAGUUACAAUUUUGUAUGAUUAUGCCUGGCCUUUGCCACAGAAACUUUGUCCUAUAUGGAUUUCAUUGGAUGUACUCUUUUCUACAGCAUCAAUCAUGCAUCUCUGUGCAAUUUCUCUUGAUCGGUAUGUAGCAAUACGUAAUCCCAUAGAGCACAGUCGCUUCAAUUCCCGGACGAAAGCUUUAAUGAAGAUUGCUGCAGUAUGGACUAUAUCAAUAGGUAUUUCAAUGCCUAUUCCUGUUAUUGGUCUUCAAGAUGACUCCAGAGUAUUUGUAAACGGGAGCUGUGUGCUGAAUGAUGAAAAUUUUGUACUUCUUGGAUCUUUUGUGGCAUUUUUUAUUCCACUUAUUAUCAUGGUUUUCACUUACUGCUUGACGAUCCAGGUUCUCCAAAAGCAAGCUACUGUGUUUAUGUAUGAAGAAUUUCCAAAACAGAGAAGGAGCAGUUCCAGCGGUUUAAAGAAAGACAAUAAUACCGAAAAUAUUUCAAUGAUUCAGAAUCAUGAGGCUGCAUCACACCUUAACUCUCCAGUAAACAAAGAGGCAGCUUUAUAUCGUAAAGGAACAAUGCAGGCAAUAAACAAUGAGCGCAGAGCUUCCAAAGUAUUAGGGAUAGUCUUCUUUCUCUUUCUCAUCAUGUGGUGUCCAUUCUUCAUCACAAACAUUAUGUCUGUACUUUGCAAAGAGGCCUGUGACAAAGACCUCAUGCUGGAACUCCUGAAUGUAUUUGUUUGGGUAGGAUAUGUGUCAUCCGGAAUAAACCCACUGGUCUACACUCUUUUUAACAGAACAUAUCGACGAGCAUUUUCCAAUUACAUCCGUUGUCAGUAUUAUAACACUAGGAUGACAACUCUGCAGCAGAAUCAAUGUCACCUUAAUGCUACAGCAUCAACAAUGUAUUGCAAGGACCUUAAUUUAAAUAGUUACAGAAAUGGCAAUGAACUCACCAGUGUGGACAUGGAUGAAACUGAAGAGGCCAUAGAAAUCCAACCUGGGACUUCAGAAUUAUCAAUAAACAACUCUAAUAUUGUCAGCGAAAGAGUUAGUUGUGUGUGA
Molecule: messenger RNA, 1425 nt
Organism: Bombina bombina (fire-bellied toad)
Lineage: Eukaryota; Metazoa; Chordata; Amphibia; Anura; Bombinatoridae
Gene: HTR2C
Product: 5-hydroxytryptamine receptor 2C
Exons: 3
Coding region: 1-1425 (474 amino acids)
Biological process (GO): G protein-coupled receptor signaling pathway, coupled to cyclic nucleotide second messenger; feeding behavior; locomotory behavior
Cellular component (GO): dendrite; plasma membrane
Molecular function (GO): neurotransmitter receptor activity; G protein-coupled serotonin receptor activity
Source: RefSeq, a predicted model, not a curated record